CCCAUCCCAGUCGAGUUCGGGAUGCUGCAGAUCAGUCCACUCAACAUUUCGUAGUGGCGGUACCAUUCCCCUGCAUCCCACUCUUUCUGUGACUGGACUCUUGAACAUUUUGGACAAAGGGGGGCCGUAUUGUCUCGUCCUUGUUCUGUGCUGCGGUCACUAAACGGCCUGUGUGUGUGCUGUGUUUGAUGAGGAAUUUGCCGAUUAAUGUUUAGUUGUGUUUUGAGAGUGCCUUAAUGUUUUAUUGAUAAAAAAGAUUAAGUGCUAUAAGUCUUGCCAAGCUACUCUUCAUAGACCACUCUGUUUCGCAUUGGCCGUUACUCAAAAUGUGUUUUAAUUUAUGGUUAGUUGAGAAAUUCAUGAAGCAGAAUUAAUUAACUAAAUGUGUUACUUCAUCUCCUUAUACUCUUGCAUUUUUGGAAAAGAGUUUUAUAAGUUAUCAUCUGACGUAUCUCCAAUUGUCAAGCACAGCUUCUUGCAUUUUAUGGUACUUGAUAUCUGAAUCGAAAAUGUAUUAGUGUGUCUUAAUAGUGUUAUGUAACUACAUGAAUGCUUAUUUUAUAUUACGCAUACAUUUGCAAUAAGUACCAAUUAUUUAGUGACAGUAUAUCUAUCAUCAUAUUCAGAAGCUGGUGAUACUAAUUCCAUUUUGCUUAUCUUCUAAAUGUGUUUGGAAAAGUGUCUAACAGAAGAAAAAUUUCAUCCAUCUUAAGCAUUUUGUAUGUUAUUCAAGUAAGGUGUUUUAAAGGUUUGCCUCUAAAUCUUAUUUCCUUUGUAAAGUAUUUCAAUUUGUUUCAGUUGUAUACUGAAGUAAUCUUUGUUAAUUUGUGACAUUAUAUGUUGUGAUUAUCAUCGAUACAAUUCAAGAACAGUAUAGCUGAUAUCUAUCCAAAAAUCAUUUUCAUUAAUCGUUCGUUAUCUCUUUGUCAUUUAUGCUCUUUUUCUUAAAAUUAUAUCUGAUUGAAAUGAUACAGUCUUUAAAGAUGGUUUUAAACUUGUUAUGCUUCUUCGAAUUCAAUGAACAACAAAUCAGUUGGUAAUUUGCAGAGCAAUCAAGAUUUCAGCCCGUGAGUCAACAAUAACACAGACAAACGUCCGAAACCACAGCUAUUAAAGCAUCUUUGAUUAUUUUCGCGUGCUUCUCCGUCUGGGCACGCGUUUCUGUUAUAAGAACAUUUGCUGAGCGGAAGGGGAAGUGGUCCAAAAAUUCUGUGAGAAAGAGAGAAGCCGGCUUUUGUACUGAUAGACAUUUCACACACCCUGCUCAAAUUAUGCUGUCAGAGAGUUGGUGUAUCCGAAGAUGAUGCAUUUCCGUGGACUUAUGAUGCAAGUGCUUUUAUUCAGAAGUGACCAAUGUUUACUGUACCAUUUAAAAUCUCGCGUGGACUCUUUGUUAGGGUUAACCAUCAUGAUGUGUCCAAAAAUGUAGAGAAUUUCACCUCUUGUCUUUGUUACAUUCCCAUUAAGUGGACCAAUGAUGUUUGGACAGAAAGCAAAAACAUCGUCAGUUUUUCUGUAAAUUGUUCAAUUUGUGGAGAUAAAACUUCGUUAAUUAUCGGCGACUGAUUUGUUGAUGCCCGACCGACAGGCGACGGCCAUGUUGGACUGUGAGGACGGCGAGAAAGACGGAAACUCCAAUUGCAAACAUUGCCAAGCAAGUGGAGAUAAUCAGCAACGUUACUGGGACAUCCAAUUGGAUCAAGAUUUGUUGGAGACCAUUGUUAGCAUCUAUCCCGAGUGGUUCAAGGAUUGCAAUAUGAACCUUGCCGCCGAUGGUCGCGACACAACUGAGAACUCCAUGUGCAUACCUCUGACGUCCUCCGACUCCAAAACAUCCGCCAAACAGGAGAACGGAGAAUCUCUGCAGCGAACCAUAGACAAAAAUAAAGAAUCUCUUAAAGUUAAACUUAUGCUUCGACGUCCGCUCAACCAGCUGAUUGACCAAGGAAUUUUGCCAACUAGAAAAUCUCCACCAGCAUUCCAUGAACAAAGACAAAAGUUGGAGAGGGCCAAAAUGGGCGACAUUUUAAAACACAAGAUUCAAAAGAGACCAGACAGACAAGAACUGGUGCAACGACAUAUCCUUGAAGAUUCUUGCAUCGAUCCAAGUUUACAAGACAAGCAGAGGCAAUUGAAAAGGGCGCGUCUUGCUGAUGGCCUCAACGAUAGAAUAUCACAAAGACCAGGACCUCUGGAGUUGGUAAAGGUGAACAUAUUGCAUGCAGAUGAACUCUUGGCUCAAGCUGUCCAUGAUGGUUCCUUACCGUUCAAAAACACAUGCGACACACCUUCGCCAAAGACAAGGGUUGGCUUGGAUGAAGAUAGUGGAAGCGACGGUACUUUCUCCCCGUCGCCCCCCUACGACUUUAGCGAACAUUCCCAGGGCAGCUUGCCUUCACUGGAAGCGAGCGAGCCGUCACCGAACCCCAACCAGGGGUCGCCUUGUUCCGCCGGAACUUCCUUUUCCAUGUCACCCCCCAGCUCGGUGUCCUCCCCAUUGUCCGUCCUGCCGUCCGUCGUGUCGCCGCAGUCGGCUCACGAGCAAAUUUCAGAUUAUAUCGUUCACAUGCAUCACAACGGCAACAAGGAGUCCUCCAACAAAAACAGGAAAAAGACCAAGCCAAAGACGCAACCCAAGCCGAGAACAAUUAAAUUUCAUGAAUAUAAGGGUCCACCAAAUGCUCAAAAAAGUGCCCCAACAAAUCCAUCAGCUAUGACAGAAUCAUCCUACGACUUUUUGCAAUGGCAACUUUUCCUGCAGUGGCAAUUAGAAUGGCAACAAAAGUAUCCUCAAGUAGUUUUGCAGCCAGCCCAGAAACCAAAUGGGGACCAAACAGGGCAAGUAAAUCAAAUAUCUAACUCAGCAAACCAGACGCAACAGCUUUUGGAUGCGCCUGCUUCACCACAAAGACUACUUUCGAAGCUAGAAGAUCUGAAAGUGAGUGACCUGAAAGCCAUACUGAAGAAAAGGAACCUUCCAGUGUCCGGUUCAAAACCCCUUCUAAUAGAGCGAAUCAAAAGCUAUUCAGAAUUACCUCAAAAUGUUAACACUUCGUCCAACAGCCAGCCUGUGCCUUCAUCUUCCAACGCCACUUCGAAUGAUGCUUCAUCUCGUCCCAUCAGCGUUGGAAGCAUGCUUCUGGACAAUCUGCACACCAUUCCAGCUGUUGAUAUUCCCGCCUGUUCUGUGAAUGCCUCCACACUAGACGGAACGACGGAUACCAUCAAAAAGCUCCUCGACAAUAUGACAUCGAAUUCCCGGCCAUCAUCUGCCAUUCCCACAGAAAUUGAGCAAUUAUCAAGUAAUUUGGAAAUCAACGACUCAUCAUCCACCUCCCUAACAAACGAAGACAUUGUCCAAAGGCAACAGAGACGUAUCGAGAAAUUGCAGCGUGACAUUGAAAGGUUCCAGUUACAAUUACAACAAUCCAUUAUGGGCAGUUUGCCAUCUGUGACACAGUCGGCUGUCACAACUGCGAAAUCGAACGGUUUUCAAGUGUCUUUCUCCGAAUCAACUACAUCAAACCCUGCUGUCACCUCUUCUGCUGCUAGCACUGAUGUUGAGAGUCCAUCAAGUGCGGAAAACAAAGCUGCACAAAGGCAGCUCAUCCAUCAGUACUUCAAGCAAAAAAUUCAGCAGCAAGAGCUACAACUACAGAAACAGCAACUAAUUCAAGAAGCCCAAAAACAACAAGCUGCAAGUACAGCCGUCAGUACAUCAAACACAACUUUGCCGACAAAUGCGAAUUCGACGCUCACGGCAUUGCUGGAGAGGCGACCUAUGAACGCUAGUCCAGACUUCCUAGAUUCAGUGACAAAAGCCGUGCCGGCCUUCCCUUCAUCCGUCUUGUCAACGCAAGUCGAGGAUUCCAAAUCGGGUGACACAAUAGAUGAUGGAUUUCCAGGAGUUAUGCCCUUGGAACAGAAGUAUGAGGCGAGAUGCGAUGUUGACGCCACGUUUGGAAGUGUGAGCCCUCUCUUAGUCGGCCGUACUUCAACAGACAUUAUUGUGCCUUCCAAGACAACGUCGACUUCUACUCCUAGUGCCUUAACUGACAGAUCCUCUUCCCUGCCGAACUUCUCAGCCUUGGUAUCGAAUAAACCUCACCCUGCACGAAGUAAUACUGACCCGCAAUUCAUCAUAGAAAGACCGCCACCGAAUUACGAUGAAGCAACAAGGCAACUUAAUGAAGUUAAACAGCAUCAUCUAACAAUUGGCAAUGAGGACAGUAACCCACGUCAAGCCAAGAAACAAAAGUCGUCCGUAAAAAGCCAAGCUGUUGAUGAUGUUCUGGAAAUACUAAUAAAAAAUGGAGAGUUGCCACCGAGUGCUGCUCAAGAGCCUACAACCCCUGUGACGCCCAUCACCGGCAAGAGCGAACAAUCGACCAUUGGAAUAUUUUCAGUUUCAAAUUCCAGUGAUACUCUGUUUUCCAAACCAAUCACUACUACCUCACUGCUAUCGACUACGAUGGUGACAUCUACUGCAGGGACGGAUCUGCCGACAAAUACUCCGGAUCUUCAUUUAGCGUCUCUACAAUCUGUUCUGGAUAUGACUCCGCCCUCGUCGGCGGGUUUCGGAGACACAAGUUGUGCACCAACUUCUUCUUUAGACUUCGAUUUUCAUUUGGAUAUGGGUGACAUUGAAGCGAUGGAAUUCGACACGUUAGAUGAAAGUCAUCAUGUUUCCUCCAAUUCAGAUCCGACGUUGCCCAUAGCUCUGGCAAAGGAAUCUAAAGCCUGUGUAGAUUUUGUGGCAAACCAAUCGACUUCUGUGUCGAGCCAUUUGUUACGGUCGAGCGAGAUGUCAGAUGUUCAUGACAGAGUCACUGAUCGAGGUAUGGACAUGGAUUUAAUCGAAUGGCUAGGAGUAUUGGAAGAAACAUCUGCUGGUUCUUCCACUUCGAACAGUUUCCAGCAUCCAACUUCUUACGGUAUUUCGAACGAUCACGAUCCCCUCUUUUCGAAUGGACAUGACACGUUAGAAUUGUUCUCCAGCGACGAUAUGGAUUUUAAACCACAGCAUGACUUGAACUUCUUGCCGUGGGGUGACAAAACAGACUUUGCCGCAUAAGAUGUUCGAUGGUGAUCCAUUAUGUGCUUUUAUUUAAAGAAUUGAAUUUCCGUUGAAGCUGUACGAAAUAAGACGGCUAUGGCAGAGAGAUGAGACUUGCGCCCCUACAUUGCAGUCAAAGAUGCUUCUGUUGUUGACAACUAAAAACUUUUCAUUUCUGUUUAGGCGUUUUAAUGCUUACCAUUUGCCAUACUGCGACCUUGUUAUGUCUUAUUUUUGCCAUCCCCUUGCAGUUGUUUACUGUUUGAUGUGUCCGCUGCGUUGUUAAGAAACAGAAGCUGUGCAAGAGUGUGAAUGGACUUAAGAUGACUGUAAUCUUCCCAAUGAUGACAUUGGAAUUUGUGAAUUCAAAUGCUUCUGAGUAUUUGUUUUUCUCCGAGUGCGUUUAAGUUAUCAGCCCUAAGUGAAUCCUUAAAUUGUACAUAUACGAAAUUGUAUGUGGAAUUCAUAGACAAAAAAUAUUCAUUACCAACUGAGGACUGGACCAGCAAAGAUUCCCUCCUAAAUUUUGCCGCCCAAAAUGUUUGUAUUUUUAAAUGUGGUUUGCAUUAUUUAGGAGCUUGAGGACCAAUAGAGCUUUUUUUCUUUUUUAUUUACUGUGAAAUGAAUGGGAGGUGUCCUCACAAAUUUUUCAGUACUUUCAACUAACACAAAGAUAUUUUCUUUUCUUUUUUUUUUCUUUUUUUUUUUUUUUUCGGCGCAUACAUUUUCCGUUUGUAGCUCGGAUGGCUACUGUUAGAAGAUCUGCUUGAGAUCUUGUUUUAAUUCAAAGCAAUUUAGGUAACUUAAGUGUUUUUUAACUUAAGUCUUCAUGAACUCAGUAAAUCAUCCCUUUCUUAACUGUAAUUAAAGUUACUGAGUUCAUUGACUCAGAACUAUAACUGAAAUGAACAAACUGAAAUGAACUAUAGCUGAAAUGAUCAAAGCAAAUGAAAAUUAUCGUAAAACCAAUAUAUUUUCUUUUAUGUUGCCUGACAUAUGUUUUGAUGUUUUAGAUGAUAUCAUAAAAGCAGUUUUAAACUGUAACACAUAUUAUGCGAUUUUGAAUGAUAACUGUAGAAAAUUAAAAAUAUACGAUGAAUGCCAAUGUCUCCUACUUCAAAAAGUGCUGUUUGUUAACUGAGGACAUCUCCUUAGUUUGAAGAAAUGUCUGUUUUACAAAAAUUUUUGUACUUUGAACAACAGAAAUGCAGAGUGUGUUCUGAACCUCUUAUAACAAAAUGCUUCCGUUAUUUGAGGAUAUGUUGUAAUUUUGAAAUGACGAUGUUAGAUAAUGAGACAAGCUGUUUCUUCUUUAUUUUAUUCGAAAGAGAAGAAACCGUCAUUAAAAAUCAACUACUGUAAUGUAAAAAGAGUUAAAUAUCUUAAAACAGCUUUCGUAGAAAUGAAAAAAGGGCCUAUUAUAUAAAGUUCUUUACCAUCUGCUACGCGUUUGAUAUGUGUUAAAAUGAAUUCUGGCCACCUCUCAAACAUGCUUCUCCUACAAAUGUGACCAUUCUAAGAGAUCUGAGAAUAUUUCCUUAUGCCUUUCUCUCAAAAGUGUCUAAAAAUGAGUAUUGUUAGAAAACGAAUAUCAUAAAAUGAAAAAGAAGCCUUUCUUGUAAAAAUGCAAUACAUGAAGUAUUGUAAAUACAUGCUUAAAAUAAGAGUUAUUAUUUUCCGCCACCAUCUAUCUUGUAAUUCAAGAAGCUCAUUUUAUAAUCAGAAUGUUUUUUAUUAAGUUCUGGUUUUAAUGUCAUGAUUCAAAAGCACAGUUUCAAAGUGUUUUUUACCGUCAACUGAAGUCUAAACAUAUCUCCCAAUUUCUGCGGAAUUUUCGUAAUUUUAACAAAACUUUGACUAGUUUUACGAUCAAAAAUUCUGUUUCCUUACAAAUUUUGCUUUUAUUUUGUGAAGGCGUCAAUAGUUGUGCCAAACAGAUGACUUGUAAACUUAAUCUUGCAUUUAAAAUGCAUAUUCUUGGCAGCCAUUUUGGGUAUUGUUUGAAAUUUUCUUUAGCAAAUCAAAAACAAUUUCUUCCUUUAUUCAAAUAUGAAUACUCCUGUUACAUAUUUCUAAAUCGAUUUAUUACUAUUUUGGCGUGUUUAAAAUUAAUUUGUCUACAAAAAUUUCAUCCGGUGAUUUUCGAAUUUUAUGACGAUCUUUUUUUAAAAAAUGCAAUAAUAUAUUUACGAUAUCAUUAAGUUAAAGGUAAUACAUCAAAAUUAGAUUGUUUAGAAAAACUGCAUAAUUUUAUUAUUAUUUUCUCCUGGCCACGUUCAAAAUGUUUUUAUGAUAUUUUGACGAUUUCUGAAUUUACCCUUUCUGAAAUUUAAAGAAAAUAAUAUAUGUUAUACAGAACAGUUUCCAAAUUACACAUGUAAAUUACUUUUCAGCGAAUGGACAUUUUAGAUGCUGUAAUUAUGUUAAAAUUUAUUUCAUUCGUGCAAUUUCUCCUGAUAAGUUUUUAUCCGUGUAAUUGUUUCAAAAAAUUUUCAAAUAUUUAUUUAAUUCAAUAAUUUGCUCUUUUUUUAAAAAAAAAUAUUGAUUUUUAUUAAGUCAAAGAUGACAGGUAUGUUUACAUAAAACAUUUGUUCGUAAGUCAAAAUUGAAGAUGUCUAUGCAUAGAUUUUCCUGAAUAAAAGUUUUUUAAUCCAUUUGCUACUGUAAAAUCUAAUUUAGGAAAAAACACUUAUGCUAAAAUUUCUGUUAGAGCAUUUUCCCCCUUCAGAUACUGUAUAACCCAAAGUUUUUCUUGAAGUUUCAAAUGUUUUUAAUGUUUUAAAAAUGCUUCUAAAGAAAUAAUUUUUGUUUUAUUUAGAAUUCCUUACUAUUAUAUAUGGCGUUUAUAAACGUGCCGAACAAAAUAACCAACAUUCAAGAGAAUAUGAGCUUAGAAAAUUUAUCUAUUAAUGUACAUUUAAAUAGAUGUAAAAACAGUUAAUGCUUCAGAAGUUAUUUCUUGAAUAUGAUAAGAGUUGCUACUAAAAAACUUGAAAACAUUGCAGCUGUAUGAUAAUGUAGUAUUAUCUACAGUUUUGUUAUUACGAAUUGUUUUAUUAAAAUAGUUUUGAAAUAAUCAGCCUUUCCGGUAAAAAUGCAAAAUUUAUAACUUUCUGAGAAAUAUUUCAGCAUUUAGCAAUACAGUUCAAUGAAUAACUCAUUUUUGGCUGUUCACAUUUGAAGUGAUAUAAGCUAAGGCUGUAUAAUAGAAAUCACAAGUAUAUGAAAUAUCUUCUUCUCUUCCCUUGUAUCAGGAUUAAAAUUUUUUUGGGGGGAAAGCCUGAAAAAUAAUGCUUUAUGAAAAAUAUUCCAUUUUUCCUGUUUUAUUCUAUUCUUAAAUUUCAAUAUAAGAAAAACUGAAUUAAUAUUUUUUCAUUACU
Molecule: messenger RNA, 8436 nt
Organism: Stegodyphus dumicola
Lineage: Eukaryota; Metazoa; Arthropoda; Arachnida; Araneae; Eresidae
Biological process (GO): positive regulation of transcription by RNA polymerase II
Cellular component (GO): nucleus
Molecular function (GO): transcription coactivator activity
Source: RefSeq, a predicted model, not a curated record